Molecule: messenger RNA, 1341 nt
Organism: Psammomys obesus (fat sand rat)
Lineage: Eukaryota; Metazoa; Chordata; Mammalia; Rodentia; Muridae
Gene: Paqr6
Product: progestin and adipoQ receptor family member 6
Exons: 8
Coding region: 204-1280 (358 amino acids)
Cellular component (GO): membrane
Molecular function (GO): signaling receptor activity
Source: RefSeq, a predicted model, not a curated record
CGUGGCCAUGGAGUAACGCAGCCUACACCUGGGCAAAUGGAGGUCGAUCAUCUGCAGAGCCUUACAUUCCUCACUGCAGCAGAAAUCUCCAGGUCGUGUUGCUGAGAGCAGAGGGACCCCUUCCCGGAUCAUCUCAGCCCUUCCCGGGGCAGCUGGACAGCAAUCACUGCAGGCACCUUUCCUACACCGCUUCUUCACCUGAGAUGAAGGGUCUGGGGACCAGGUCAACGUGGAGGUAUCCAGCCACAAUGCUCAGCUUCAAGCUGCCUCAACUCCUUCAAGUCCAUCAGGUUCCCCGGGUGUUCUGGGAAGAUGGCAUCAUCUCUGGCUACCGAUGCCCCACAAGCUCGGCCUUAGACUGUGUCCUCAGCUCCUUCCAGAUGACCAAUGAGACGGUCAACAUCUGGACUCACUUCCUGCCCACUUGGUACUUCCUGUGGCGCCUCCUGGUAUUGGGUAGCCCCGGCUUCCGCGCAGAGCCCUACCGCCUUCCGCUGCUGGUCUUCCUCCUGCCCGUCUGCCUCUACCCCUUCGCCUCUUGCUGCGCGCACACCUUUAGCUCCAUGUCGCCCUGUGCGCGCCACAUCUGUUUCUUCCUGGACUACGGGGCGCUCAGCCUCUACAGCCUGGGCUGCGCCUUCCCCUAUGCUGCCUACUCCAUGCCGGCCUCCUGGCUGCACAGCCAUCUGCACCAGCUCUUCGUGCCCGCUGCUGUGCUCAACUCCUUCCUGUGCACCGGCCUCUCCUGCUACUCACGGUUCCCAGAGCUAGAAAGCCCCGGGUUCAGCAAGGCUCUCCGCACAGCCGCCUUUGCCUACCCAUUCUUGUUUGACAGCCUCCCGCUGUUCUACAGACUGCGGCUGUGUUGGGGCAGGGCCCACAGCUGUGGGCAGGACAUGCUGAGCUCCAGCCACGCCUACCACCUUCUCUGUGCGCUGCUCGCAGGCUUCCUUUUUGCAGCCCGUCUGCCAGAGCGCCUGGCACCUGGGCGCUUCGACUAUAUUGGCCACAGCCACCAGCUGUUCCAUAUCAGUGCAGUGCUGGGCACCCACUUCCAGCUGGAGGCGGUGCUGGCUGACAUGGGGUCCCGCAGAGCCUGGCUGGCCACGCAGGAACCCAUGCUGGGCCUGGAGGCCGCCGUGGCCACACUGAGCCUGGCAGGCAUUGGGAACCUGCUCAUCAUCGCCACUUUCACAGCCCUCUUGCUCCGGAGCCCGGGAACCUGCACCCUGCUGCGGGGGAGCCCACUAGAGGAGGGACUCCAGACCAAACAACAGUGAGGUCUGGCUCUGCUACUGGCAUGGAGGGGGCAGAGGCCAGGCCUCAGAACUCUGGAGGAGC